UUAAAAAUGGAUCGUCAAUGUCCAGUGUGGAUAUGGCUGAUACUGAUCCUGCUGGAUCUUGUUCACUUUUCGAUUGAAUUCAAUUACGAAUUUGUGAUGCGGGAUGAAGAUGUAUUAAGCGAGUGCCUGGAUAAACCUCAAGGAGCUCUCAAUGCCAAUGGCCUGUUUGGAUUUUCUGAAACUUCCUUUGUCAUGAGCGACGAUGGUAUAAAUUUAUCUGGGAACAUAUCUACCGUGUGGGAUGUCAACCCAAAAGAUCGUGUUCAGCUAAAUUUAAAUGUCCUAUAUUUCGACCGUGGUAUUUGGCAGAGUACCAUAUUCAAUAUGGAGGUCAAAGAUUUCUGCGCUGUAAUGUACAAUGAGAAACAAUUUUGGUACAAACACUGGUCGAAAUAUAUAUCAAAUGCCGAGCUAGUAAAGGAUAAAUGUGUGACAAACGCCGGGACUAAAUUUCUGAUGGAACCAUAUCUCCUAAGGAUAACUCUUGGCUCGGACGUAUAUCUAAGGCCUGGACAAUACAGGAUUAUAUUGCAUGCUCUUGCAUUUGAUAAGAAGAAUGUAAUGCGCACAAAUCAGAUUUGCCUUGAAAUUAGGGGAGAAUUUAUACGUGCUUGAGGAAUAUCUUAUACCUGAUCCAUCACUAUUUACUAU
Drosophila obscura is the source of this 651-nucleotide messenger RNA. RefSeq lists its product as uncharacterized. The coding region runs from base 7 to 615 and encodes 202 amino acids. Lineage: Eukaryota; Metazoa; Arthropoda; Insecta; Diptera; Drosophilidae. The transcript has 3 exons. The record is from RefSeq and is a predicted model, not a curated record.